CCGCCAAUCACAGGCGCCGCUGGGGCCGGGCCGCAGCCAGUGGCUGCGGCGGGCGCGGGGCGGUCGGGGUCCCCGCGGGCCGGGAGGCUGCGCCGACCUUGCGGCUGGCUGCCGGGCGAGCGCCCCGCCAUGGGCACGGUGCCGUCGGCGCUGAAGCACUGCCUCAGCUACCAGCACCUCCUCAAGGAGCAGCUGUGGAUCGGGGAGCCGGGCGCGCCGCCGCCUGCGGCUCCGCACCCCGGGCAGGAAUCUCAAGCAUCUGGACUGCCUGAGUACAUAAAGAUUGUGGAAGUUGGGCCAAGGGAUGGGUUACAAAAUGAAAAGGUGAUAGUCCCAACAGAUAUCAAAAUUGAGUUAAUCAACCGGCUUUCCAAAACAGGCCUGCCUGCAAUAGAAGUGACCAGUUUUGUUUCAUCCAAAUGGGUGCCUCAGAUGGCAGAUCACAAAGAAGUAAUGAGGGGCAUUGAGCGACAACCUGGAGUCCAAUACCCUGUCCUCACACCUAAUCUUCAAGGUUUUCAUUCAGCUAUUGCAGCAGGGGCGACAGAAGUCUCAGUAUUUGGUGCAGCAUCUGAGUCUUUUAGCAAAAUGAACAUUAAUUGUUCAAUUGAAGAAAGCAUAGACAAAUUUGAAGAAGUUGCUAAAUCUGCAAGGAAUAUGAAUAUUCCAGUGCGUGGGUAUGUGUCAUGUGCAUUGGGAUGCCCAUACGAAGGAAACAUUGUACCGGCUAAAGUGGCAGAAGUAUCUAAGCGACUGUACAGUAUGGGCUGUUAUGAAAUCUCUCUGGGGGAUACCAUUGGUGUGGGGACUCCUGGAAGUAUGAGAAGAAUGUUGGAAGCUGUUAUGAAAGAAAUUCCUCUGAGUGCUCUUGCUGUUCACUGUCAUGACACGUAUGGCCAGGCGUUAGCCAAUAUCCUCACAGCCAUACAGAUGGGAGUUACUGUAGUGGAUUCAUCUGUUGCAGGACUGGGUGGUUGUCCCUAUGCAAAAGGUGCUACUGGAAACGUAGCCACAGAAGAUGUGAUAUACAUGCUUAAUGGUCUGGGGGUCAAUACAGGAGUAAACCUUUAUACAGUGAUGGAAGCUGGAGAUUUCAUCUGUACAGCUUUGAACAAGAAAACAAACUCAAAGGUUGCACAAGCUUCCUUCAGUACUGGAACUAGCAAUUAAAUGGAUUUUUUUGGCAGCUUAAUUACAUUUGUCAUCUACCAUGACCGAAGAUAUUUAUGUCAAGAAAACAAAUACAACAAAACCAUUUCCACAAAGAUCCAAAACCAGUACCCAUAUGUAAUUUUUUAUUAUGGGAAGAGUUAUUGUACUGUACUUUCUUGUAAAGAGUUGUCUGAUUUCUAAGUAAGAAAUAGAUGACUGUAGUAUAGAACUCUGUGCCUGGUGGUUCUACAGGUGAUAAAAAUGUGUAAACACCAACACCAGGACAUUUUACCUUGUUUGAGAUUGAAUUUUAGUUCUUUUCAGGAAAACUGCAUAUAACAGCAAAUACAUAGUUAAGUUUUAAUCAAGAUGACUUCUAGAACAGUACAAAUAUUUGCAGUAGUUUAUGAGAUCCCACACUGUGUGUGGCCAUUCUAUUAUGUGUUUUAUUUAUAUGAAUCUUUACUUUUCAUUUGUAAAGUCAGUUGUUUUAAGAACAUGGAGCCAAAUCUGAAUACACUAUAAGAAUUUUUUAGCAAUAGCACUUUUAAUUUUUGUUUUGUUUAACAUCUGUUAAGUUGUGGAUGACUUUAUCUUGUUCCAAGACUUUGUGGUGAAUGGCAGUCUGCCACAUUCUCCAAAUCUAAUGCAAAUCUCCUUAUUUGUUACUUAAGUUAUAUUUGUUGUAGUUGGGAUUUUUUGUCAACUGUAUUAAAACCUAAUUAUAUAAAGCAAUUAAAAUUGUCAAGGUUUUCAACCAUCAUUCAGGGUAGUAAGAGUGUAGAAGGGGCUAAAUUUUUAUCCCAAGAUCUCAUUGACCAAUUUGAUUUUUUAUUCUAUAGUCUAUGCAUUUACAUUCUCACUUACAAGUCAUGAGUUUUGGAGGAUAAUAAUAUUCUGCUGGACUAGCUUACACAAAGGGAACCACUUACAUUUUUUCUUUGUGAUCUACUGAUAGUGAUACUGUUCUUUUAAAUGUCUUAGUUCAGCAGAGAUGCCAGUGAACUGCAUUUUCAUUUUUAGAUCAGAAAUGGACAAAUUCAAAGAACAACCUUACCCUAUCUAUAAACUGUCAAAAGUGCCAUGAAAAUACUGAAUUUUUUUUAGUCUGAAGUAUCAGUACUGUUACUGUUUGUGUAGGAUCCUUCUGUAAUUCUCUGUGUACUUAACCUUGAGCUAUAUUUUUUCUGAACAUAGCCUGUUAACAUGGUAAUCUAAAAUCCUUUCUCCAUAUUCUCCAUUUUCCUCCAAAAUAUGAAAGACUGGGGAGAGUUAAGCUGAAAGAAAAUGUGAGAAAACAUGUAAAGAAGGAAAAAGCUGAGUAAUUUUUGUCUAGGACUCAACUCUGCCAAGUCACAGCUGAGUCUCAGUUUGCCUUUGAAAUUCCAAAGUGAACUUUUUCUGAGAUCUUUAAGCCAGUAUUGUAGUUUAAGAUUGGCACAGCUUAAGAAAGUACAAAUUUGCAUGCCAGGUAACUCAAAGCUAUAAAUUUGAUAUAAAACCUCUGUCCUGUUUAUGCUGUAGUGAUAAUCAAGGCUAAUACAAACUACAUUGUUUCGCUCUUCUCAUGGAAAGAGUCAAAGAAUAAGCAAAGAAAUGUGCUCGGGUGAGGCAGGAAAUAUCUUGCAUAUCAAUCCAAAAUACUAACCCUUUCCUACAGUAUCUAGAAGACCUUCAAGUACUCUUAAAGAUGUGAUCACCCUGAUUUACUUGUCCUGCUCUGGAUGCAUAGUUGGAUCACCACAGAAAAUGCUCUGUCCUUGUUUUCUCAACUUCUCAGCUGGAGCUUUGUUAUUUAGCAGCCACUAUGACUCAUAUAUCAAAAUAUGAAAUUCAGUAAAACUAGGUCUUGAACUGUUCACAGAUUUUAAAAUUCUGUAAUGGAUUAGAUCCAAUGAAGAAGUGAGGAAUCUGCAGCAGUACGUAGUCUAAUAAUUAGUAGUUAAGCCCAACCAAGCUGCCAGAAUUGACAUCCUAAGGACUCACUAAUUCAGGUGCCAUUUACCCUUGAAGGUGACUAACCAUACUGUACUACUUUUCUGUUUAACAAUAAAAUUUCAGCUUCUGUGCAGGCACAGGAUUAGCUCAUUUUGAGCUGAGGUAUGCAGUUCUCAUGUAAGCCUGAUGAAUUUUCUUCCACCCAAGAUCCUGUGAGCAUGUUUAACUGGCAUAAGCAAGAUUGAGCUUCUCAAAGAAGGGAAGUCACCCCUUAAAAAUACAAAAGUAGUUGUGAUUCAAACCACCUUUUAAAUGUUAGCCUGAAUUUUGGACUAAACAGUUGAUCCAAGAUUAGCUUGCUACUCAGCCUGGGGAGAUUUAAAUGCACAUUUUUUGGCAUCCUAAUCGAUGGAUCUAACCACCCAGCUAUAUACAGACUGAGAAAGAACACACUUUCUAGUGGAUCUGGAUGAAGAUGUGCCAUUGGUUAGCAUGGAAUUAAAAAUUCCUGAGUCCAGAAAGAUCACAAGAAAAAAAUGUCUCUGCAACAGAUUUUUUCCUUGAAGAUGGUGAUGAUGGCUUCAACUGUAGGCCAAGUUAGGAACCGAGCUGAUGCUGUCCACUUUUUUGGUAAAUGUACUAACUAUGUCUUAGGUAAAAGUGAGUGGUUUCACUACUGCCACAACUUUUGCAUUAAAUAAAAUACCUAUGUAGAGCAUAGACUGUAGAAUAAAAGCUAGCUCUGCUUAGUUCUUUGGGAGUUCUAGAUGUCUAUGUUCCUAACUACCACAAAGGAUUUCUAACUGUGGUGCAAGGAGACCCUUACUGUGUGGAAGAGUUUUCAGACAUGCCUUUGUGCAUAGUGCAUCCUAGGCUUCUUAGCAUCUGGGCUGUCCAGUUUGCAAUUCUAAGGCUCUUAUCUCACCCUAUGCACUAGAACAGGUUACCGGUUAAGUCACAGGGACAAACAACCUAAAAUGCCUUGGUUCUUUAUUGGAUCUGAUUUCGAAACUACUUGGGAGCUUGUGGAGUGCUGUAAAUGCAGGUCUGUUAUUCUGUAAUGAUGUGAGCAUUGGAAAAGAUGAGCAGUCACAUCUGGAGCCUGUUCUUUACCCACACGUUCAGCUUCAACCACGUAGUGAGUUACAGCAAUCCAGGGUGGAGGUCACAGACAAAUAGGUUGUUUGUCAGGAUCGUUACAAGGGAGGAAGAAACAGAGCCAAAUUCCAAAAAACGCCAAUGUUUAUGUGCCAAAAGUACCACCUGGGAUGAAUUUAGGCCUGUGGGUACAGGUAAGCAGUGCCCAUAAAAUCCCUCUUUACUUGUAGUGUGACUGAGAAUCCUGAGACAUCUCAUGUUCUCGCUACUGAAAUUUAUUAGGCACAUAAAGUGCUGGUGAUCUGCUUUCCUGGGCUGGCAUCACUUUGACUGUGUGGAGCAAUUUAAUGCCUAAUCUUUGGCUUCACAAAAUAGGCCUAUAUUGCCCUUAAGAUCAAGGGCUAAUGCAGUAGCUAUGCCAUGCGUGUCACUCACAUAGGCAGCAUUGAACGCAGCACAUAAUAAAGCAGUUGAGACCACAUCCCUUCAAAAACAUGGCAAGUCUUGGGAUGGUGCUACUGCUCUCCAGUGCUUCUGACUUUCUAAAUCUUUAUGUUUAUAUUCAGCUAAUGGUGCCCUGCUCUUUUAGUCCCUGUCAGUGUACCCCACUGAACACAUUGCUGUCACCUCACCCUGAAGCAACCCUCUGGCUGCAAAGGCUUGCAUCCAGGUGUUUGGCUUCUGUGAACAGGUGUUCUUGUUACUGUGUCAUUAUAAAAGUUAUAUCUAUAUAUAUAGGCAUUUGUUGAAAGGGAUCAAGAAAAAGCAAGAGCACUGAAUAUCAUGGUUGCACUGUUGGAAUGUGGGGACAUCCCGUCUCCCUGUCUGUUUUGCUGGUGGUCCUCUGUAAAUGCUCAGAAUGGGAUAGUGUAACCUCUGAGGGUAUGAGGGAGAGAAGAAGUAGUUACUGACUGUCCUCACGGAAUCUUAUCAGAGACAAAUUAGAUGCACGAAGAUAUAUACUUCUAUGAUUUGGAGACUUUCUUCUGUAGCUCACUGUACCGAAGGCACUGCAGAGAUCUCACAGAACAUGGAGAUCAUCCUAUGUGUGCCAGGGCCAUGGUAGUUUGUAAACUGGAGUUCCCAGUAGCUUGUCUUUUUCCUACAUUGUUGGCAAUAGCUAGAAAGUCAAAUACUGGCUUUUUUGGCUGCUCAAGAUAUUAUGUAGUUCUAAAGGUAUGGCUAAUGUGCAUUUUUGCAGAAGCUGAUCUGUUUUGUUGGUAAUGGACAUAACUGUUCUUCAGUGCCUUUCACAACACAGCAAUGACAUGGAUCCCAUAGGUGGAUAGUGCUACUGUCUUCCAGCAGCAGCUUGCUUUGUAGUUUAAACUUUUAUGUAUUGAGGCAACUUGGCUCUGGACCAGCACUUUAAUAUUUCAUUUUCAUGUAUAACCAGAGUUUAUGGAAGUAAGUGAAUAUUCUGGUCUUGUGAAUAAGUCCAGAGAAGCUUUAGCUAAUUUUCCUUUCCUAAUAGCAUCAUUCGAGUUCAUAAAACUUUUAUUAUUUUAAUAAGGAGUCAGCAAAUGAAGACUGCAAGUCUGUGAGGUAAAAUUCCUAUGUUUGGGAUCAGUGCUGCUGAAAUGAAAAAAUGCUUGUCCAAAGGGUUAGUGUGAAUGUAUAAGAUCUGCCUAUUUUUUCAUGGAGUUAUUUUUAAGUUGUAGAAGUGAUACCUAAAAAUGAGUAUUCUUUGUCACUGAGUUUUCCUGUUUCUUAGACUGCCUUAAGUUCUCUUUAUUGAUUGUGAAAUGCAUAGAGAAGUGACUAAACAGAAGAAUCGGUCUGGAGAAGUGGAUGAAAGACACUUUCCACUUCUUGAGUUGCUGAUCAAUGCUUUUCUUUUGUUAUAUCUUUUAAGAUUAUUUUUCUCUAUGGUCCUGCUUUAACUCGGUGUUGAACUUCAUUGCUGCAAUAACACAGCAGGCGGAAGGACUACAGCCAAAGUCAACUUAGUCCUUUGAAACCGAUGUCAAAGAGAUUAUAUGUUUGUUAAGGAAUUGUCGUGUACCCUCUUGGUUAAAUGCAUUUGUGAGUUUGCAAUGUGUGGUGCUACAGCUGAAAUAAAAUCUAUCUCAGUGUUUGUUGAAA
Molecule: messenger RNA, 6273 nt
Organism: Falco peregrinus (peregrine falcon)
Lineage: Eukaryota; Metazoa; Chordata; Aves; Falconiformes; Falconidae
Gene: HMGCLL1
Product: 3-hydroxymethyl-3-methylglutaryl-CoA lyase like 1
Exons: 9
Coding region: 130-1170 (346 amino acids)
Biological process (GO): ketone body biosynthetic process; L-leucine catabolic process
Cellular component (GO): endoplasmic reticulum; cytosol
Molecular function (GO): hydroxymethylglutaryl-CoA lyase activity
Source: RefSeq, a predicted model, not a curated record